AUGGUUAAACUUGAAAAUCGAUAUACGCGAAUGUGUCGUUUUGAUCAAAAUAUAAAUGAAAUAUACUGCGAAUGCGAUUUUCGUAUAAACAUUUAUCGAUGUGAUAAUAAAUUCUUCGCAAAGGCUAGUUGGGUGACGCUCACAUUGACAUCAUUAAAUGUAAUUAUGGGAAUAGCUAUACUUUAUUAUUUAAUUAAAGUAAAGAAACAGCCUUUAUUUCUCCCUUCUACGAGAGAAAGAGGCAUUAUCAGGCCAAGACCUGUACAUUCAUUUCAGUUGAUAGCUUUACUUUAUAAUGCGGCGCUGCUAUUUAAUGUGAUAUGUUUGAUCACCGAAUCAUAUCCUUAUGUCAUUUAUGCAGAAUUGGGUCAUUUUUUACCGCUUGCAAUAUGUGUUUCACUUGCAAUUUUCUGCCCGAUAAGUCUCAUUUAUUCAACGCCAAAUAUUGGAUCGGAUCCCGAAGGUUCCAGCGUGGUAACAAAUAAAACAUUUAUAGAUGUAAUUGGAUUCAUUUUUAUGAUUCAUCCAUAUCUAUUCGCCGUUCCGACAGCAUUAUUAUCCGGAUAUUAUGCUGAUAGGGAUGAUAUUAAAACCGCUAUAAUUUAUUUUAAAAUCCAUUUCUUAAGUUGGACAAUUUUUUCCAUCAUCUACAUUCUUUUGGUAGUUUAUUUUUAUUGUAGGCUUAUUAACGUGAUUAAUUGCCAAAUUGAAAAUCAAUUGGAAAAUCAAAGAAGGGUACGAGAGGUUAAUUCCAAUAAUGUCGUUAGCGGUUAUGAUAUCAAUACUCUGAAAAGGGCCAAGAGAAAUUUUUUGGAACAUAUUCACACCGAUUAUCGGACUUCUCAAUGGAAUUAUGGUCUUUUACAACUGACAGCCCAACCUAAAUUUCAAGAAAAUCAAAUUAAGCGAUUUGGAAUGGAUAAUAGUUUUGAUACUAGUAUUCAAUUAUAA
Molecule: messenger RNA, 951 nt
Organism: Funneliformis geosporum
Lineage: Eukaryota; Fungi; Glomeromycota; Glomeromycetes; Glomerales; Glomeraceae
Source: the annotation of a GenBank genome assembly